This is a messenger RNA of Sinocyclocheilus anshuiensis, 3093 nucleotides long. Its product is annotated as rho-related GTP-binding protein RhoE-like. Gene Ontology annotation, biological process: small GTPase-mediated signal transduction. Gene Ontology annotation, molecular function: GTP binding; GTPase activity. The coding region runs from base 79 to 810 and encodes 243 amino acids. The record is from RefSeq and is a predicted model, not a curated record. NCBI's taxonomy places the organism in Eukaryota, Metazoa, Chordata, Actinopteri, Cypriniformes, Cyprinidae. The transcript has 5 exons.
AGUGAUUAUAGAAAGCUGUGCGUUUGUGCGCGUCUUCUCCGUUGUGCGCCUCCGCGGACUUGCGCGUAAAGACAAUCAAUGAAGGAGAGAAGAUCUCUACAGAAACUGUCCCUUCAGCCCGGUAUGGAUCCGAGUCAGAGCCUCAAAUGUAAGAUCGUGGUCGUGGGGGACAGUCAGUGUGGGAAAACCGCUCUGCUCCACGUUUUUGCCAAGGACUGUUUCCCAGAGAAUUACGUACCCACUGUGUUUGAGAAUUACACAGCAAGUUUUGAGAUUGACAAGCAAAGAAUAGAGCUCAGCCUGUGGGACACCUCAGGCUCCCCGUAUUAUGACAACGUCAGGCCGCUUUCGUAUCCAGACUCCGAUGCCGUCAUCAUAUGCUUUGACAUCAGCCGACCAGAGACCCUGGACAGCGUCCUAAAGAAGUGGACAGGGGAGAUCCAGGAAUUUUGUCCCAACACAAAGAUGCUGCUCGUCGGAUGCAAGUCAGACCUUAGAACGGACCUCACGACUUUAGUGGAGCUGUCCAAUCACAGACAGACACCAGUGUCAUAUGAUCAGGGUUCAGCUAUGGCUAAGCAGAUAUCCGCACCUUACAUCGAAUGCUCCGCAGUGCAGUCAGAAAACAGCGUGCGGGACAUUUUCCAUGUGGCAACAUUGGCUUGUGUAAAUAAGAACAACAAAAACAUCAAGCGAAACAAAUCGUCACGCUCCACCAAACGCAUCUCGCAUAUGCCCAGUCGACCAGACCUAGCUGCCGUCGCAACAGACCUACGCAAAGACAAAGCAAAGAGUUGCACAGUAAUGUAAUGCAAGGCGUUCAGGGGGAAAGAUUCAUUCUGGGAAACGGUGAGGGUGGACUGUGGAAGCAAGAAAGGUCUGGAAUUGCCUCCAAAGACAAAGCAAAAGUGGAGAGCGGGAAUGUUUGCUCGAUGUCCCUGAAGGUCUCUCCAGUUUGAGGGUUCCAAUUCUUUUUGCCAGAACUUGACAAGCUUGUGGACGUAAACCCAUAUUAUGGCCCCAACCACCUCUCCUAAACUUAUCCACUCAGCAGGAGGAUGUCACCACCCUCUCGGCCAAUGGGAGGUCUUCCUUCCUGCUCCUGGACGUGAAGCUGUUUCCUCUCUGGAGGACUCCUUCUGGAAGCUUCUCCUGCAGGAAAGGAAGGAGGAAGUAGAAUCACAUAACCAUUGAGUCCAGAGUUCCGCUGAGCUUUGGCUCGCAGUUAUUUUUAAAAGAUGCACGUUUCAGUUGGUAUUAACUGUCGCACGGUGGAACAGCGAAGGGGAAGAUGACUUCCAAAAUGUUGAAAUUUCGGAUAAAGACAACUCUCGCUUCUUUCUUUUCGAGUCUGUAAAGCUAAAUGAGGAUAUGAAACGAGAGUGUAUCACUGUGGCUAUGGAUCACUUCCUCCUUCGAUCCUCCUCGGUCUGUUUUGUUCUUUCUGUAGACCAAGAGCACGAGUUUGUGUGUGUGCGUGGUUUUCGUUUUCUUAUGCUAAGCUCAGCUAAAACUGUCACCAUGGAUACGCCGCUGGUAUAUUUAAACUCGCACCGUUUUCUGUAGAACUCCUCAUAAUCACAUUACGGUUCAUUAGGAUUCAGAAAAAGAAAAACCAAAGAACUGGAAGGUUUUCAAGUCGGAUGACUCAAUGUUUGAAUUUCUGAAGUGCAUGAUGGAUGUGUAUUUGAGGGCUUUUGGUGGAUCAAUGAGAAUUUCUUUCACGGUUCUGUAAAAACAUGGUUCCGCUUGUCUUUAUAGACCAGGUAUAUGGAAGUGCAAAUACGACCUUUGAGAAUUGACCUGAUCAUUUAGUAUUCAUUUGCAUUCGGUUUAUCCCUGAAGGGGCAUUCACACUGACAGCCAUUUGCAGUGACAAAGCAUCUGGAAGUCAUUCAUUUGCAUUGAGGGUUGGUGAUUUGAGGCCAGACUGCUUAGAGUUCAACUUUAUGCAAAUCUGGAACAAUACUUAGGGUGGGACUCUUUUAAAAAAAAAAUUAAAAAAAACAUGCAAGAUGCAACAUAAUGGCCAAAGAUGUCUUGCUGUAGCAGUAUCAGGCUAAUAGCUAAAGCACAGUACACUGUUAGCGUGCUAAUUUAAGCACUACUGCUAAAAUAUCAUGAAUGUAACAUAUUUCAGAAAAAAUUUGUUUUUAGCUAAACUAGAUAAACUUACUAAACAACCAGUAAAUUUUUGGACAACUGAUAAUCAAAACCAAUAGUAUAAUGAGUCGGUGACAUGCAGCGAUUUUAAUUUCUGUCAGUGUGAAUGCUGCAUAAGAAUAACAUCACUAUUGCCGUAACAAAUAAUUGUUUAACACUAUUAAAAUAGCACAAACUAUAGCUUUUCAUUGUAAAUCGUCUUUAUCAGUAAAAUGUUACAUGAACAUUUGUGCCUUUUCUGACAUCUGUGAAAUUUUGUUUAAGCACAAUUGUUGAAAUAAUAAAUAAACAAUCAAAUUACAAGGUCACAUUAAAUCUGCACUUCUGUCUGCCCAGUCCAGGGAAAAAAAAAAAAAAAGAAAAAAAAAAAGGUUUUCAAAAAACAUUCUCUCCUCUCUAUACUAAACUAUGCAGUCUGCUUCUGAACACAUGCGAGAGGAUUGAGAUAAAUGACUAAUGCACAUUCUUUCUCUUUCAAAACAAAAAAACAUUUGUUGCGACUCAGUAUAUUGCCUUGCAGAGCCGUGGGGAAAGAAAUGCGUCUCACUUUUGUAGUGCUAAAAGUUUCUCAAAACAAAAUCUUCAGAAGUUUGAAGCUAGCUGCAAAGUCUCUUUUGCUGCAUGUUUGUAGUUGCACUUUUCGUUAAAACUUGCGCAAAACAAACAAAAUCGGUCUUUUUUACAUUCGUUUUUAUUGUUUUUAAUGGGUCAGAGAGAAUUUCCUCGACUGUGUCACAAAAUUUGUUUUCACAUAGGCAGUAUUAAACAGUUUUGGUGUGUGUAAAUGUUGAGAAAUGUGUAGGUGCUGUUAAAAAACAAAAACAAAAUGUUUCCUAAUGUAGGAUGUCUGUAAUUUUUUAAUGCCUUCUGUGUGUUGAAGUCCAUGUCUGUUUUUGUUGAUGUUGCCAUAAUAUUUAUUGAAUUAUAUAU